Nycticebus coucang (slow loris) is the source of this 1020-nucleotide messenger RNA. RefSeq names its product PDZ domain containing 11 (gene PDZD11). Lineage: Eukaryota; Metazoa; Chordata; Mammalia; Primates; Lorisidae. The transcript is spliced from 7 exons. Gene Ontology annotation, molecular function: protein binding. Bases 119 to 541 code for a protein of 140 amino acids. Gene Ontology annotation, cellular component: basolateral plasma membrane; synapse; cell-cell junction. The record is from RefSeq and is a predicted model, not a curated record. Gene Ontology annotation, biological process: maintenance of epithelial cell apical/basal polarity; protein localization to basolateral plasma membrane; neurotransmitter secretion.
UCCGGCCCCGCCUCUUUCCGACCUAGGCGAGCAUCCGCUUCUGGUUCCUAGGCUGAAUUGGAGGCGAGCGGAGCCCGAGGUGGCGGAGGCCGGUCUGCUGACCAGGGCCUUGCCUGAGAUGGACAGCCGGAUUCCUUAUGAUGACUACCCGGUGGUUUUCCUGCCUGCUUAUGAGAAUCCCCCAGCAUGGAUUCCUCCUCAUGAGAGGGUAUACCACCCAGACUACAACAAUGAGUUGACCCAGUUUCUUCCCCGAAUUGUCACACUGAAGAAGCCUCCUGGAGCUCAGUUGGGAUUUAAUAUCCGAGGAGGAAAGGCCUCCCAGCUAGGCAUCUUCAUCUCCAAGGUGAUUCCUGACUCUGAUGCACAUCGAGCAGGACUUCAGGAAGGGGACCAAGUUCUAGCUGUGAAUGACGUAGAUUUCCAAGAUAUUGAACAUAGCAAGGCUGUUGAGAUCCUGAAGACAGCCCGUGAAAUCAGCAUGCGGGUCCGCUUCUUUCCCUACAAUUAUCACCGCCAAAAAGAGAGGACUGUACACUAGAGAGUUGGAGCCCACAACCCUGCGUGUGGACUCUGCCAGGACAAGCUGGCUAGACUACAAGGAAGCCACUGUUACUCUCAAUCCCUCCCUGGCAUAGAAAAAUGGGGAAGAUGGGGGGACAGAUAACCAACUGUAUUACCCAAACUGUACUGUACUUUCAGUUCGCAAGUUUUCUAAGUGAGCUUUAUUCCCUGAAAGGAGAAGGAUGAUGAUGUCAAGAUAUAACAUAGGGAAGCCAGUUAGAAAAUGCAACUGACAUUUAUUGAAUACCAUGUACUAGUCUCUUACAUAUCAUUUUUAUUAUAGAAAUCAGUAGAAAAAAAGAAUCACAGGGCUCUUCCAUCUGAUUUGCCUGGCCAUGUCAUCCCAUCUUUAUACUACCAGAGGUUUCAUAUGCUUUGGAGACUCCAAUAAAACCCUGGUUUUGCUCCUUCCUCCUCAUCCUUUUCCCCCCAAAAGUAAAACACAGUGCUGAAGAA